This is a messenger RNA of Episyrphus balteatus (marmalade hoverfly), 938 nucleotides long. RefSeq names its product phosphatidylglycerophosphatase and protein-tyrosine phosphatase 1 (gene PTPMT1). The transcript is spliced from 4 exons. The coding region runs from base 249 to 842 and encodes 197 amino acids. Gene Ontology annotation, biological process: protein dephosphorylation. The record is from RefSeq and is a predicted model, not a curated record. Gene Ontology annotation, molecular function: phosphatidylglycerophosphatase activity; phosphatidylinositol-4,5-bisphosphate 5-phosphatase activity; protein tyrosine/serine/threonine phosphatase activity. Lineage: Eukaryota; Metazoa; Arthropoda; Insecta; Diptera; Syrphidae.
AUAACAAAUGUCAAACUACCUACAUGAGCGCCAGCUUGCCGUCUACUCUGCUCUAAAAAAAAUUACACUUUCACCACUUUCAAGUUUAUUAUGUAAAUUUGUAAAUAAACCCAAAAGUCAACUUAUAUAUUGGUAUUCUUCCAACAAGCAGUCUAUCUGAAUUUCAUCUGAGCUCUGUCUUUGUUGACUGAGUCACUACACUUUACUUUCCAACAAAAGAGAGACUCAAUCCAAUACAUUAUCCAACAAUGGCUGGGAUGUUGGCACGUAUUUCAUUUUAUCCUACUUUACUUUACAAUGUUGUCAUGGAAAAGGCCACCACUCGAAACUGGUUCGAUCGAAUCGAUGACAAUGUUAUCUUGGGUGCACUUCCUUUUCGUUCGAUGACUAACGAUUUAGUUAAAAAUGAGAAUAUGAAAGCUGUAGUCUCAAUGAACGAAGACUAUGAGCUAACUGCCUUUUCAAAUACUGCAGAUAAAUGGAAAUUCCUUGGAAUUGAUUUCCUCCAAUUGGCAACAACUGAUAUUUUUGAAUCACCUUGCCAGGAGAAGUUAUUCCAAGGUGUAGUCUUUAUCAACAAAUACCUCGCGGUCAAGGACAGAAUCCCAAAUCUAGUAUCCACUUCCCUGCCAGAGAAUCCUGGAACGGUUUAUGUUCACUGUAAAGCUGGGAGAACACGCAGUGCGACUCUUGUGGGAUGUUACUUGAUGAUGAGAAACCAUUGGACUCCAGAUGAAGCUGUAAAACACAUGAGACAGUGUAGACCUCAUAUUCUAUUGCAUACAAAACAAUGGCAUGCUAUGAGACUUUUUUAUAAAAAUAAUAUAGAACAACAAUCUUGACAUAAAUAACACGAUGCUAAUCAUUUCAAAAAUGUGUUUCCUAUUUUUAUUUAUUUUGUAUUUUUAUGUUGUUGAAUAAAAAUAAUGUCAAUCGCA